UGGUGAGGCAUGACAUGAAGUAAGCAAAGCUCACUUGGCUAGUCCAAUGGCACAGAGAUGAAGUAUGCUCCAAAGUUUGUGGCUAUCCUCCUAAUACAAUUCCUUUAAAUACCACACAUAACUCCUCCCCUCCAACCCCCUACUCUUUCGCCAAGAAAUACUACACCACACACACAUUUCUAACUUGUGAAUUGUGAUCGAUCGAUCAUUCGGUCGUGCUAGCUACCUCGUAAUUUCAUCAUCCCAAAUCUCCUUGCAAAACUCGUCUUCGUCGUCGUAUCAUCAUGGGGAAUUGCAUGGUGAUUCAAGAUAGGAACAGGGAGAUCAAGAUCAUGAGCAUGGACGUCGACGGCGAGAUCCUGAAGCUGCCGCCGCCGCCGCCACCCCUCAACGGCGUCUCCUCCGACGACGACGACGAGGCACUCCGGCCGGCGACGGCCGACAUGGCUGACGACCCACCCGGCGGCGCCGUCGUGAGGGUGAAGCUGGUGGUCAGAAAGCAGGAGCUGAAGAAGAUGCUGCUGCACAACGACGCCGCCGCCAUCUCCCUGAACGACAUGGUGUCUCUCAUGCAAAAACAAGCUGAAGCAGAUGAGCUGCUGCACCAGCAGGAGAGCUGCGGAUCAGUGUGGCAGCCUACCCUGCAGAGCAUACCUGAAGGCAGCGUUUUCUAGCUGCAUGCAGAACAAAGAAUGAUGCAUGCAUGAAUUUACCAUUUUGGAUCUCUUGAAUAAGUUUAUGUAUGUAUUCAUGGACAACAAGAGCAGUCCUAGCUUAUAUAUGUAUAUUAGAGAGAGAUAGAGGGGUAUAUAAUAGCUAGAUUGAUAAGGAAUUUUGAGGCAAGGAUUCUCUUUGUCUUUUCUUCUUGAUUAAACAUAUGCAUGUAAGAAGGGGUAAAGAUGGUCCUGGAAAUCAAGCAAGAUGAUAGUUUUAUCAUGCCUUCGUUCAUGCAUGAGAGAUUAUGACUAAAAACUCUUCAUUGUAUCUA
Oryza sativa Japonica Group (Japanese rice) is the source of this 988-nucleotide messenger RNA. RefSeq lists its product as uncharacterized. The record is from RefSeq and is a predicted model, not a curated record. Lineage: Eukaryota; Viridiplantae; Streptophyta; Magnoliopsida; Poales; Poaceae.